UUAUAUUGUAAAAUAAAACAGAACCGACUUUACCAUUAAUAAAGCAUGGGGUGAGAGAGAAUCCAAGGAACUUUCACAUGUAUUAUUCCGUCGUUUACUUGUUAUUUUUAAUAUACGUGGAGGAUUUGCAUAUGAAAUGACGUAUAAAAACUACAUUUAUCAUCUUUGUCACAACUAUUUCAGACCCCAUUUUGAAGAAAAGAGUGGCUAAAAUAUCCUGGAAAAGUGUCAGAAAUGGAAGAUGGUAUGAGUGAUAUUGCAAACUUUGGUUUCUCCAACUCCUCCAGAGAUCAAAACGUGGAAGAACAAAUUCAAGAAAAUGUUGGAGAAAUCAGUGAAGAAAGUAAAGGUGACAAAGGAAAAGACGAAGGUGGGCUUAUUAAUCGUUUAAUUUCCAAUUUAAUGAGUCCUAGAGCAGGGGAAGCUAGAAACAAAGAAAGAAAUUAUCUUUUUGAGGUUACAGAUGAGGAUAGGAAGAAAGAUAUAGCUUCAAAAGUAGAGGAGAAAAGUGGUAAUGACGACAGUCGAGGUGGAAGGACAAUUAACAAUUUGAUCUCCAACAUUGAAAGUUCAAAGGAGAAGCAAGAAGAUCGUAGUAGUGGAGAAAAACAAAAAGAUGUGAUGAAGAAAACAGAGGAAGAAACUGCAAGUGUUCUGGGCAAUAUUCUUUCCCACUUGCCAAUCCCUCUUGCUGAUGAUGCAGUUCCAGCAACAGACGAGGCUUCAAUACUGAUUCAUUCAGUUGUUCAUGACUAGGACGUGUAGUGUUUUUCCCAAGUACUACUAAAGAUUAUAUUAGCCAAUAUUAGUCGGUGCAGAAGAUCAUUAAUCAAGUGUUCAGUUAAGAGGGGGGUGUAUAUAGAUCAUAGUUAAAUUACUUGGUGCAAGUUGUGAUCUGUCAUCUCAUUCAUAUUCUCUUCGCUGCUUCUGGAUUUCCGAUAGGGUUCUUCAUCGAAAAAUUAUAUUAUAUAUAUAUAUAUAUGAUUAAAAUUAUUUAUUAUAUAUAUAUAUAUAUAUAGUGGUGAAGUCAGAAUAUUCA
Capsicum annuum is the source of this 1039-nucleotide messenger RNA. RefSeq lists its product as uncharacterized. Bases 235 to 756 code for a protein of 173 amino acids. Lineage: Eukaryota; Viridiplantae; Streptophyta; Magnoliopsida; Solanales; Solanaceae. The record is from RefSeq and is a predicted model, not a curated record. The transcript has 2 exons.